AUGGCUGCCAAACGAGCGCCCACAGCGUUCUUCAUUUUCUCAGAGGAGCAGAGGGAGGCCACCAGGGCAGAAUGCCAGGCACAAGCAGAGCCCCGUGUUAAGGUGUCCGUGGGGGCUGUAGCCAAGGCCAUCGGGGAGAAGUGGCGUGCCCUGACAGAUGAAGAGAAAGCAUCUUACAAGGAAAAAGUAGCGGAGCGUGCCAAGGCACUGGCCAGCGCAGCAGCAGAUAGCGCUCCUGCUGCAGGUGAGCAGGGAGAGGGUGAGGACCAUGUGGGUGAGGAGCAAGAGAGGGAUCAUCAUGCAGAUGCGCAGCAGAACACGAACCCCUUUGGGUUCCCUCUCUCUCUGAUCAAGCGCAUCAUGUGCCUUGAUCCUGAUGUCACCCGCAUCUCAGGUGAUGGCCUGAAGGCAGUGGCGAAGGCAGCGGAGCUCAUGGUGGAGAUCUUGGGCAGCAGAGCAGCCAAGGAGGCGCUGUCGCAUAAGCGCAAGACCAUCAAGCUUGGUGAUGUUGAGCGGGCAGUGAGAAUGGACCGGAGACUGGUGGAGAUUGGGCUGAAGGAGGUCUUGGCAGAGGACAUGUUCAGAGAGGCAGGGGGCAAGGGGCCAUUGAAGGAGGCAGGGAACAGGGGAAACGUUGGAAGGGACGAGGUCAUGGAGGGUGAUGCACCCCAAGCUGCCAAUGAGGCAAAGGCAGCUGGCAGCAAGAAGAGGGCCAAGGAGGAUGACAAAGUCCGGCACAUAACGGAUUUCUUUGCAAGGUGA
Messenger RNA from Coccomyxa subellipsoidea C-169, 762 nucleotides. RefSeq lists its product as hypothetical. NCBI's taxonomy places the organism in Eukaryota, Viridiplantae, Chlorophyta, Trebouxiophyceae, Coccomyxaceae. Gene Ontology annotation, molecular function: protein heterodimerization activity. The transcript is spliced from 4 exons. The record is from RefSeq and is a predicted model, not a curated record. The coding region runs from base 1 to 762 and encodes 253 amino acids.